This is a messenger RNA of Lycium ferocissimum, 949 nucleotides long. RefSeq names its product heat stress transcription factor B-2a-like. Gene Ontology annotation, cellular component: nucleus. Lineage: Eukaryota; Viridiplantae; Streptophyta; Magnoliopsida; Solanales; Solanaceae. Gene Ontology annotation, molecular function: RNA polymerase II cis-regulatory region sequence-specific DNA binding; DNA-binding transcription factor activity. The transcript is spliced from 2 exons. Gene Ontology annotation, biological process: regulation of transcription by RNA polymerase II. The record is from RefSeq and is a predicted model, not a curated record. The coding region runs from base 195 to 818 and encodes 207 amino acids.
UUGCAUGCACUUGACAAAGAAAGCCCACAAAAAGAGAUAAAAUAGAAAGAAACGUGCCCCUUCUAAAAACACUAGUAAUUUCCAAGAAGAUCAUUACUUACAAUUUACACAUUAUAAGUACAACAAGAAGCACUAGAACACCUUUUGGUUACUCAACAAAAACCAAAAAAUCCCAUUAACAUAUAUUUGUAGCUAUGGCCACAGAUGCUAUUCCGGCACCGGCAGAUGACCGGAAUAUUAGCCGGAAAAUUGGACGGUCAUCGAGGACGAAGUGCCCCGCCCCGUUCUUGUCGAAAACUUAUGAUCUUUUAGAGGAGCAAGAAGAAGAUAAUAAUUAUUAUAAGGGGCAAAAUAAGGUUGUUUCAUGGAAUGUUGAGGGAAGUGGAUUUGUUGUGUGGUGUCCAGCUGAGUUUUCUGAGCUUAUGUUACCUAAAUAUUUCAAGCACAACAAUUUCUCCAGUUUCAUCAGACAACUUAAUACCUAUGGAUUCAAGAAAGUAGCAUCAAAACGGUGGGAAUUUCAGCAUGAAAAGUUCCAAAAAGGGUGCAGGCAUUUGCUAGCAGAAAUAACAAGGAAGAAAUGUGAACCAAGUGCCUUCCCUACAUACUUAAAUCCUUGUGAAAAGAGAACAUUAUUAGCUAGAAGUGAAGAGAAUACAACAAGGCAGAUGCUUAUGGAAGAGAACCAAAACUUGAAAAAGGAAAGGAUGGAAUUGCAAAUGCAAAUUGCUCAUUUCAAAACAUUGGAAAUGAAGUUGCUGCAAUGCCUUUCUCAAUGUGUGGAAAAUCCACAUACUAAAACUAGAAAGUUGUUUUAGAGGCUCGGGAACUUUGUACGUUGAGCUGUUUUUUUUUUUUUUUAGUCAGACAUGUAUUAUUAAUUAUCUCCUACCCCAACAAUCCAAAAAAAUAAAGAAAAGAAAAGUGUGGAAAGGGAGAAAAUAAUUAA